Molecule: messenger RNA, 1975 nt
Organism: Dentiscutata erythropus
Lineage: Eukaryota; Fungi; Glomeromycota; Glomeromycetes; Diversisporales; Gigasporaceae
Source: the annotation of a GenBank genome assembly
CGCAUUGACUGGCCCGCGCAAGAAGAGCGUCAAGAACGGGCUGGAAGAUUAUGACACCCUCCUUGCCUGGGAAAGGCCCCUUACUCUCGAGAGUUUGAUAGUUGUUGGAGUCGCUGCUGGUAUGGUUUUGGGUGAUCUUAUCGUUUAUUGGCGUUUCGGUGGUCUUUUAUCUUUUUUUUUGUUUUUGAUGUGUACUUUGUUAAGUUUUAGUGGUAUUUUUGUUUUGGGUGCAUCUAUUCGCACGCAUUACUUUGUGGGUGCGAAGCAUGAACCUGUUGGUGGCGCUGCUCGGUUUGCUACAGCGAUUAAAGAAUUUAGAGAAAGUUAUGGUGAAAAUUCAUGCGUAUUCUUUAGUGGUGAUGCUUUUAACCCAUCAAUUGAAAGUAGCGUUAGUAAAGGAAUGCACAUGAUACCGGCGAUGAAUGCUCUUGGAAUUGAUGCUUCUUGUCUUGGAAACCAUGAUUUCGAUUUUGGAGUACCAACUCUUAAAGAAUUGAUAGCAAGGUCUAAUUUUCCUUGGCUUCUUUCUAAUGUUGUUGAUUCGGUAACUGAUGAACCUGUGGUCGGAAAUUGGCUUGAUACCAUUCCUAAUCUUCCAUCAACUAUAAAAUAUAAAGAUUUCGUUAGUGUUGGAAAAGAGCUUUCUGCACAGUUGCGCGACCCCAACGGUCCUCACGUCGUUGACCUUAUUAUUGCUCUCACACAUUGUCGGCUAUCGAAUGAUAUUAUACUUGCCAAGCAGUGUAAAGAUGAUAUUGACUUGAUGCUUGGAGGACACGAUCAUUUUUAUUACAUUGGUAAAGGAUGUGAUGUUAUUCAUGGGUGGAACAGAAACGAAUCUGAGAUUGAUGAAUCUAAGAGUGAUGAUGGAAUACGACUCGUGAAGAGUGGAACUGAUUUCAGAGAAUUAAGUAUCGUAGAACUCGAUAUUGAUGAAAAUACCAAUGCAGGAGGACGAACUCUUAAAAAAAUAAAAAAUAUAACUGUGACACGACGAAAAAUUACCUCAUCUAUUGUUGAAGAUGAAAGUCUGUUAGAAUUGAUUGAAUCAGCAACAUCAGAGAUCAGAGAAUCAAUGACAAAACCUGUAGCUUACACCGAAACAACAUGGGAUUGUCGUUCCUCAAUGCUUCGUACGCAAGAGACAGCAUUUGGAAACUUUGUUGCGGAUUUAAUGUUUUAUGCCUAUAAACCAUGUAUUCCUUAUAAUAUUGAUUGUGCUAUCUUAUGCGCUGGAACUAUCCGAUCGGAUUCAUUAUAUGAUGGAGAAAUCACAUUGGGAGAUUUGCUCGAAAUAUUUCCGUUUGAAGACACAGUUGUUGUUAUUCGUGUCACUGGACGUCAGCUAUGGGACGUGCUGCAAAGUGCCGUUUCAAUGGUUCCUAAACAAGAAGGUCGGUUUCCGGUUGUAAGCGGGUUAAAAAUAGAAUAUAAUCGCAAUGCAGAACCCGGCGAUCGUUUGCGAAAUGUAUGGUUUACCGAAAGACAAAUUGAUGACGAAGGUGAAGAUGAAACCAUAUCUGAUGAUCCUGGCCCACAUCGAAUUAUCGGAAAGCUUGAUAUGCAAAAGACAUAUACAGUUUGUACGCGAGCUUAUUUGGCAUCAGGUAACGAUGGCUACAAAGCCUUCGCUGAACCAACUACACAAUACCUUGUGGAUGAUGAGAAUGGAGUGAUUCUUUCCACUUUAGUCCGACGAUAUUUCAUUGGCCUUUAUUACAUUAAUGCGAUGAAGUAUAAUAUGAGCUGUGAAAAUCGCACGAAAGAAGCAGUUAUUAAGGCCGCUAAUUCAUGGAAAAAAUUUACCGAGACAAGACGAGAGAAAUCAGCGUAUGGAAAUAUAUCUAGUCGAAGAAUCAGUAGUGCAUUAUCUCUCUCUAUGAUGGAAAUGGUACCAAAGAAAGUAGAGUUUGUGAAGGAUUGGGUUACUGUUGCACCAAUGAUUGAAGGUAGAAUUGUAGCCGUGGAUUUUUAA